This is a messenger RNA of Meloidogyne enterolobii, 1707 nucleotides long. The record is from the annotation of a GenBank genome assembly. Lineage: Eukaryota; Metazoa; Nematoda; Chromadorea; Rhabditida; Meloidogynidae.
AUGAAGAUUCUAAAACGUGGCCUUCAAAAAGAUGCUUCAGGUUUUGUAAGAUUAAUUUGCGAGGAAGAUGAGGAUAUGUGGCACGUUUUUAAUCUUAUUAGAAUUGGUGAUGUUGUUAGAAGUUCAACUAUGAGGAAAAUAACCAAUGAAACGGCAACUGGGUCAAAAACUAGUCAACGGGUUCAAAUGACAUUAACCAUUUCGGUCGAAACAAUCGAUUUUGAUGCAACUGUAUGUUCCUUACACUUGAAAGGCAAAAACAUCCAAGAAAAUCAACAUGUUCGUCUUGGUGCUUACCACACCUUAGAUUUAGCUUUAAACAGAGUUUUUACUUUGGAAAAACAAUGUUGGGAUGCAAUUGAUUUACAUAGGCUAGAACUUUGUGCCGAUGUUGCUAAUAAAGCUGAUGUUGCUGGAAUUAAUAUUAUUUUCAACUCAUUUGUUGAUACAAUUCGCUGCAUUUGGUUCAAUAACCCUUCUGUUGACACUUACUGCCAUAAAACUAUUAGUUCUGUUGCAAAUGAAAAUUCAUCAUUUAGUCUUGGCACUCAAAAUGAUCCUCAUGAAUGUUUGCUCUGGUUAUUAAACAAACUUGAUCGAGAGUUUUUGGAUUUUUUGGAGAGUUAUGAAUACACAAAAUACAAGUAUUCGGAAAGAAACGCAUAUGGAUCUUGCAGAGAAAAAAUAUAUUCAGUGUAUGAGAAAAGCAAGGAAAAUAAAAAAUCUACUUUUUUGAAAUUAUUUGAAGGCCAAUUUAAAAAAACAAUUAAAUGUACUGCUCCAAAUUGUGAUUAUGUUAAAAUAUCAGAAGAACCAUUUCUGUCUGUUCCACUUAAAUUUUCUUCGCCAUUUAAAGCUACUGUAAAAUUUAUUAGUAUGAAUCCAACACGUAAAAUCACUCGUUUUCAUUUUGAUAUUUCUGAAUCUUAUAUAAAUGUUAAAAAUAUAAUGAAACAAAUAGAGAAAGUUGUUAAUAUCUCGUCAGAAAAUAUGGUUGCAUGCAAAAUUAAACAAAAUGGUCAAUUAUAUUUAUAUCCAGAGGAUUCAUGCUCUUAUAGUGAAAAUGAUUUAAUUAUUCUUCAAAUACCUGGAGAAAUUAAGGAACAACUUCUACAAAAUAAUUUAAUAAUUUCUGUUGUUUAUUUUGUAUUUGGAAGUGUUCCAAAUGGAAAAAUCUUCGGAGAGCCUUACAUUACAAUUUUAAAUAGAGAUUUAGGUUGUGGGCAUUUAAGCUUUGAAAUAAUGAAGGAGGGAGCUUUUCUUCUUCCUGAACUUUUCUACAAGAUGAAUGCUGGUUUUACACUUUUUUUGCAAAAUUCUGAUGGAGCUUAUGCUAGAAUUGACCCUAUAAUUGAGAAACCACUUUUUAAUGAAUAUGUUAACAGUAUUUUAAACGAAAAAGAAAAUGUUAAAAAAGUACUUCAAAUAAUUGUUGAAUGGGAUUUGUCUUUAAAAGAAGAAUUUGAAACAAAGUCUAUGAAAGAACAAAUAAUUGAAAAUUAUUCUUUACUUAAUUAUUUUAAUUAUGAAUCUAAACCUGUUAAAUUACGCGAUAUGAUAUAUGAUGAUUUUAAUGAAUUUGAAUAUAUACAAUCAUCCUGGGAAUGUCCAAAAUGUUACAAAACUUCUCGAUCAGUGCAAACUGAAUUGGAUCAUGAACCUGAUAUUCUUGUUUUCUAUAUAAAUCGUUUUGAUCAGGCAAUCUAA